UCUAUGAUAUAAGAUUUUCAAAAUAUUAAUGUUUUAUGUUUCUAUUCUGUGAUAUACAACUCUGAACUGAUGUUAUUUUGUCAUGAUUUUAUAGUAGUUUAGUGCAGUAAGUGCUAAGUUGUCGCUAUUUUUUUUAUAGUAUUCACUUAUUACUUUUCUAAUUUCUAUGCACUACCUACUGCACGUCUGCACAAUAUAGAGCAAUGUUAUACUGACAAUGGCUUUAAUGGGUGAUCAGUUUGGCAUUGCCCAAAGGAAACCAGCGUAUGUGCGUUUUCAAAACAACACCUGCUAUAGCAUUGAAGUAAAUUGGAUGAAUUUUCACAAUAAAGAACAAACCUACUGUAUUUUAGAUCCAAACAAAUUUGUUGAUGUAAAUACAUUUUCUACACAUUCAUGGACUUUUAGAGAAUGUAUAUCAAAGAGUCAUAUGGUUGUUGCUGGAAGAGAAAUAUUCAUUGCAACACCUUGGGCUGAAGAACAUAAGCGUCUUGAAUUUAAACAUCCUAUCAAUGUACCAUUAAGAACAAGGGUUUUAAUUGAAAUGCCAGCUAUGGACUUACGACAACUAUGCCUGUUAAAAUUAGCUAGUAUAUUGAAAAAUAAAGAUGAUAUAAUCACAUUGGAAAUACCUACUACACUUCAAAAGGAAUUAAUAGAAAUGAUAACAAAUAAAGAAAAUAGUAAAAUUCAAUUGACUAACUAAUUACAUUUUAUACUUGUUACAUAUUAUUUUAUUAGAAAUAAAAUAUAUAUAAAUUAUUAAAUAAAAAUAAUAGUUUUUGUAUGAUAAAAUUAUAUGUUUAACAUGUGAGUUUAAAGCAUAUACGUUCAUUAUAAGUCUGUCGUUAUAA
Acyrthosiphon pisum (pea aphid) is the source of this 854-nucleotide messenger RNA. It is a transcript of the gene Vhl, whose product is annotated as von Hippel-Lindau protein. Lineage: Eukaryota; Metazoa; Arthropoda; Insecta; Hemiptera; Aphididae. Bases 218 to 706 code for a protein of 162 amino acids. The record is from RefSeq and is a predicted model, not a curated record. The transcript is spliced from 3 exons.